AUGCCUAAAGGAAUGCUCCCAACCGAGAACAGCCUGGUCAUGUUCUCCACCGCCCAGGAAGAGGGGGUUGAGCCCGCCACCUUCUUGCAUGUCAUCGAUGAGGCGAAGUUGGAGCGGAUCCGCCUGCGUUUCCGUGACGAAGACAUGGUGCAAAAGGUCUCCAGGAAAGAAUGUCCGACCUUGCUCGACCUCUACAAUACCAUGCGCGACACUGGUCCAGGCUACCUCGUCGACACUCUUCAGGGGCGUCUCAGAACCGCUCUGAGGACCAGAAUGACGGACAAGACAGACCUCUAUUACUCACCUUUCGAAAUGCGUUCCCGUCUCACGCACACCAAGAUGUCCCGAGGUACCCUCCCCAGCGGGACCAGCUCGAUCAAUUUCUCCACCGUUCACGAGAAGGAAGUGGAGCCCGCCACCUUCUUGAAUAUUCUAGAUGGGGCAGAGCAGACACGCAUCCUCUUCCGAGAUGGCGCCGUGGUCCGGUUGCUGUCCAACAAGAAAGGUCAGACCUUGGAUGAUCUCUACGCAGCCAUCAGCGAUCGUGCCGCCCUUGAAAUUCUCCAGGGUCGCCUGAUGCAUGCCGAGCGAACGACGAUUCCGGAAGACACAUCAGGCCAAGCCUCGCGAGGGGAGUGA
Molecule: messenger RNA, 639 nt
Organism: Dioszegia hungarica
Lineage: Eukaryota; Fungi; Basidiomycota; Tremellomycetes; Tremellales; Bulleribasidiaceae
Exons: 1
Coding region: 1-639 (212 amino acids)
Source: RefSeq, a predicted model, not a curated record